CGUCCAGACUCCACACCCUUCAAUAUGAUUCCAGAAAUAUUGGGCUCUUCAGCACUGGCACUUUGAGUGCGAUUGCGACGAGAUAUCCAACCAUAUCAGAACAAGGAGCUCCAUCAUCAGCCUUAGUAGGAGCGCGAAUCCGAGACAGCAAUACCGAGAAUAUGGACAGCAUUCCUCCACCCGCAACACACGAUACCGCCAUGACCGAUGCGCCCGCUUUCCAUACAGCUCGACAACAACCGCCAAUACAACAAGUGCAAACACCACCAGCUGCGCCAUCACCAACUCCCACCCCCCAAAUUCCAGCAGCAGCAGCAACAGCGCCGCCCUCAACUUCCCGCGCAGCCUCUACCCAUCCAGAACCCGCAGUCGGUGGUAGCGGCAUGCCGAGCGCUAGCGCCAUCACGCCAGGCUUCGCGAUGCCCUCGGAAGCGGCAGCCCACGGGGCGCCCGUACGACAGUACAUCAACAGCAAGAUCACGGGGGUCCUGCUGGAGGGGAUGAAGCUCGUUGCCCGGGAGCAGCCAAAGGAUCCGUUACGGGUGCUGGGGGAGUUUUUGCUGCAGAGAUCGAGGGAAUUGGAAGGGACGGGAAGGGCUGAUAUUUCUUGAGGGCCGACGUGCUGGUUGAGCCACGAUGGCGUGGGUCGGUAUGGAAGAACGGGCUGUCAUGAUGAUGGGAACAUCGACUAGGCGCGAAAUGGUGAGAGAUGCACACCAUAGACACCCUGGAUGCGGAGGUCAGGAAGAGAUAGUCCAGUUGCUACCUUCACUGCUGCCUCCUGACAUAUUCAUCGCGGCACGGCAAAAAAAAGGACAGGGAAAUAGAGGAGCAUG
Chaetomium strumarium is the source of this 836-nucleotide messenger RNA. RefSeq lists its product as uncharacterized. NCBI's taxonomy places the organism in Eukaryota, Fungi, Ascomycota, Sordariomycetes, Sordariales, Chaetomiaceae. The record is from RefSeq and is a predicted model, not a curated record. The coding region runs from base 162 to 611 and encodes 149 amino acids. The transcript has 3 exons.